Molecule: messenger RNA, 2046 nt
Organism: Maylandia zebra (zebra mbuna)
Lineage: Eukaryota; Metazoa; Chordata; Actinopteri; Cichliformes; Cichlidae
Product: zinc finger protein RFP
Molecular function (GO): zinc ion binding; protein binding
Source: RefSeq, a predicted model, not a curated record
UAGGAGUGUGCUACUAUCCUACUCGAGAAGCAAUUUGAAUGGUACAUAUCCCGAAAGGUAAUAGGGGUGGACUACCGAAGCUAUGUUUAGUAUCGUCUCAGUCACUGGUGCCCUUAAGAGACGAGUCAGCGGAGAUCAGCACCGUGAGGCAGGCAAAGAAAGUCUAAUAAGACUUUCCAAAUAGACGCUAAAGUAGCCGAGACGCUGUGUCAAAGGAACACAAACAAGCUUUUCUCUUCGUGCCGUGCCACAACGAGUUGAGAUAUGGCCACAGUUGGCAGUGUGCUGUCCAAGGAGCAGCUCCUUUGCCCCAUUUGUCUGGAUUUGUUCAACCAGCCAGUGUCCACUCCUUGUGGGCACAACUUCUGCAGGGAGUGUUUACAAAGAUAUUGGCAGACCUCUAACAUGCCUCAGUGUCCCAUGUGCAAGCACAAGCUGUACAUGCGGCCUGACCUCAAAGUUAACACCUUCAUAUCGGAGGUGGCUUCUCAUUUCAAGGAGUUGGUGGAAAAGAAAAAUGAAAAUGAGAGCAGUGCUAUGGAUCAGUCAGAGGGCCACAAAGGAGAGGUUUCAUGUGAUGUAUGCAUUGGAAAAACAGUCAAGGCUUUUAAAUCCUGUCUGGACUGUUUGGCCUCAUUUUGUGAGACUCAUCUAGAGCCCCAUCACGUUCUAGGCACCUUCAAGAAACACCGCUUGAUUAAGCCCAUGAUAAACAUGCAAGACAGGGUUUGUAAGCGGCACGAAAAGCUGCUCGACCUGUUCUGUAACACUGACCAGGUGUACGUGUGCCAGAUCUGCAUUACGAAAGACCACACGGCUCAUCAGACUGUUCGUAUAGAGGAUGAGAGCCGGAACAGAAGGGCUCAGAUCGGGAGCACAAAAAAAGAGGUGGGAGAAAUGAUCCAUCGCCGACUGCAGAAAAUCUGUGAUAUCAAUAAAAUCAUUCAAAUCAGCAGGAGAAACACAGAAAGGGAGACUGAAGAGAGUCUGCGCGUCUUCAGCAAGCUGUUCCAGCUUGUCCAGAGAGGCCAGGCUGAAGUGGCCGAGGUGAUUGGCGCAAAGCAGAAGCAAGUAGAAAGCAUGGCCAGCAGGCUUAUCUUGGAGCUGGAGCAGGAGAUUGAUCAGCUGAGCUGCAGGAGAGAUGAACUGGAGCAGCUCUCGUUCACCGACGAUGAUCUCUAUCUUCUCCAAUACUUUCCAGCUUUUGCCACAGUGCCAGCCACCAAAGACUGGUCCGACACCUGCUUAGAGAGUACUGAAUAUGUGGGCAUAGUGAGGAGAGCGGUGAGGAGAGUAAUGUGUCAGCUGGAGGAGACGGUAAAAGCUGAGGUGAAGAGGCUCUGCGAAUCCGAAUUUCAGAAAGCUCAGCGAUAUGCUGUGGAUGUGCAUUUGGAUCCUGAUACCGCUCAUCCCAAGCUGGUGCUGUCUGAAAACAAGAAGCAGGUCUAUCACGGUGACGUAUCCCUCGGCCUUCCUGACAACCCAGAGCGAUUUUACCCUUGUGUGAGCGUUUUGGGAAAGGAGGGCUUCUCUGCUGGAAGGUUCUACUAUGAAGUCGAGGUGAAAGAAAAGACAGAAUGGGAUAUUGGAGUUGCGCUUGAAACGGUGACCAGAAAAGGAGGGAAUGUGCUAAACCCCGACAGGGGCUACUGGUCGCUGGGGAUGCGAAAGGAUGAGAGCUACUGGGCUCUCAGCAACAGCCCUGUGUGUGUCCCGCUGAUUGAGAAGCCCCAGAGAAUUGGGGUGUAUGUGGAUAUGGGCUGGGGACAGGUUUCAUUUUACAACGUGGACUCUCAUUCUCACAUCUACUCCUUCACUGGGUGCACCUUCAGUGGCAGACUUCUCCCCUACUUUAACCCACGGAGGAAUCACAGCGGGGUUAACUCAGCACCUCUCAUCAUCGUGCCUGUUAACUAAAACUUCGUAACGUGCGAUCUCUACUUGAAUGCUUCGUUUAGUUUUCAAUUUAACGUUUCAACUGUGCCAAAAAAAGUUCCAAGUCUGUAGGGUAAUUCUUGCUGUUUAAUAAAAUCGUGUUUGUCCAAA